GCCAACAAGCGUCUGCAGAGAGCAGGCGAUCUUGCCUCCAAUUGUCUCAGCCCAACGUCAUGGAAAUAGUUACUUUGUGUCGGGGCUCGGAGGAGGAAGGCUGCACAAACAAUACCGGCUCGCCUAACGGCAUGGUGCGGAGCGGGAAGACGGUUGUUUUUUUUUUUGGUUUGAAAAGCACCGAGCGAAGAUGCGCAGGAAACCUGCUUUGUGAGGAAGUUUGGGUAGUCUGAACUCUGAAGGAAGGAAGGAAGGAAGGAGCUGCAUUCUCACCAUGCAGACGCAUACCACCAACACUUGGGAUUAUUUGCACCCAGGACCAUUUCCAGGAUCUGUAAUGUGACCAAAGUGUGAGGAUUUGCUGCACAGGAUUAUCCAAAACCCCUCCUACAUCUGUAAAACCGGUUUUAAAACUGGCUUGGAACUGAUUGAAACCUGUUUUUUAUUUAGUGCAUGUCUUAAAACUCAAGGGUUUUUGUGCAUCAAUGGGCUAGGAGUCUCUUUAGAUGUGUUUUGAGCACACCCCCCAAGUCCAACCUAAAGCAUUGAACUCUUCCAGACUGAUGAUGAUGCAGCUGCACACCUGAUCCAUGUAACGUGAGAUGAGUUGAAAUAUGAACUUCUAGAUGUUUCCGACACAGCUGCUAGGCACCACGUGCGUGUAGGAUAUAUUUGUUUUUGUUAUUUCGUCUGAACCGGGGGAGUCGAGAUGUCGGCCAAAGCCAAAGCCAAAGCCCUCUACACGUUCCAAAGUGAAAACAAAGAGGAGAUCAGCAUCCAGGAGAACGAGGAACUGGUCAUCUUCGACGAGAACUCGGUGGAUGGUUGGUUCCAGGGCGAGAACAGCCGAGGGGAGCGGGGUCUCUUCCCGGCGUCGUACGUGGAAAUCAUCCGCACGCGCUCCAACUCCAACGUGACGGAUUGUUCCAUCAGCCCGGCGGGUUCCUUGGGGAACGACUCCUACUACCUGCCGUCCACCCCCAACGUCGCCCAGCAGAGUUUCUACGACGAUGACGACGACGACUGGGACGACUGGGACGACCGCUCCACGGUGGUGGACGACGCCGAUCACCCCCGGGGCCCCGGCGCCAAUGGCCACCCCAACCAGAGCCCGCUGUCCAACAACCCCAACGUGCACUACCGCGCCAAGCCGCCCAUGGAGAGGCAAGACAGCAUCUCCAGCGCCAGGAAGGGCAGCAUGGUCGGCCGCAACUUGAACCGCUUCUCCAGCUUUGUGCGCUCCGGGGUGGAGGCCUUCGUGCUGGGGGACGUGCCCAUGAUGGCCAAGAUCGCCGAGGCCUACACCAUCGAGAUGGCGCCCCCUGGACCCUGCUGGAAGGACAGCCCUCAGCCUUUCACCUGCUCCAUCGAAGACCCCACGAAGCAGACCAAGUUUAAGGGCAUCAAGACGUACAUUUCUUACCGAGUGACGCCGAGCCACACCGGACACCCCGUGUACCGGCGCUACAAGCACUUUGACUGGCUCUACAACCGCCUGCUGCACAAGUUCACCGUUAUCUCGGUGCCUCAUCUGCCGGAGAAGCAAGCCACGGGGCGAUUCGAGGAGGACUUUAUCGAGAAGCGCAAGAGGCGGCUGAUCCUGUGGAUGAACCACAUGACCAGCCACCCGGUCCUCUCCCAGUACGAAGGCUUCGAGCACUUCCUCAUGUGUGCCGACGACAAGCAAUGGAAGCUGGGAAAGAGGCGGGCGGAGAAGGACGAGAUGGUGGGAGCGCACUUCAUGCUCACCCUGCAGAUCCCCAACGAGCACCAGGACCUGCAGGACGUGGAGGAGCGGGUGGACACCUUCAAGGCCUUCACCAAGAAGAUGGACGACAGCGUCAUGCAGCUAACUCACGUCACCUCGGAGCUGGUCCGCAAGCACCUGGGCGGCUUCAGGAAAGAGUUCCAGCGGCUCGGCAACGCCUUCCAGUCCAUCAGCCAGUCCUUCACGCUAGACCCGCCGCACAGCUCCGAGGCCCUCAACAACGCCAUCUCCCACACGGGGCGCACAUACGAGAACAUCGGGGAGCUGUUCGCCGAGCAGCCGAAGUUCGACCUCUUCCACAUGCUGGACACGCUGUCGCUCUACCAAGGCCUGCUCGCCAACUUCCCCGACAUUAUUCAUCUACAGAAAGGUGCCUUCGCCAAGGUGAAGGAGAGCCAGCGCAUGACGGACGAGGGCAAGAUGGACCAGGACGAGGCGGACGGCAUCCGUAAGCGCUGCCGGACGGUGGGCUUCGCGCUGCAGGCGGAGAUGAGCCACUUCCACAGGCAGCGCGAGGUGGACUUUAAAGACAUGAUGCAGGCGUACCUCAGGGAGCAGAUCGCCUUCUACCAGCGCGUGGUGCAGCAACUGGAGCGCUCGCUGCGCAUGUACGAAUGUCUCUAAGAAGGAUUUGGUAGGGCGUACUCGCAGUACGCGUCAUAAUUUAAAGUAUUACCGCGUCAAGGUACAGGUUUUCAAUACUUCCCUGUUCCCAGUGUGGACCCCCAUUCAAUCCCCUUUGAAUGCACUUUGACAACCAUAUUGGCUUCAGCCGUACCCAAAUAUGGUCAACUCUUUCCUGUUUGUCAGACUCCGCCCCCUUACGUGGACCACCUACUGAUCACACCGUCACGUUGUUGCCGAUGUGCCUUCAUGUCGCGCUUUCCACCAGGCGGUCCGGUUCAGCUCGGUACGCUUUGGCACCCUUACCGACUUCUGACGACGGGAACACAAAACCAUGUCUGUGUGUGGUAUCCCGAUGCAUCACUGACCAGUUUUCUUGGCACUUUAUUUUGGUAACUCAUACAACAGAAAAAAACUUUUCCUCAACUUGGUGCCUUAUCACUGUGCCGUGUACCCCCAAUGGAAGGGUGCCAAAACCUGACUCAUCUCGUACCCGUUUUUUGUUUUUUUUUGGUCCCACCGACUCACCUGAAUUGUUCCAAAUAGUGGUGGUAGACAAACUAUUUUAGUACUCUCCUCAAUUUAUGAUGGAAACACAAACAUUUUGGUACCCUACUGUAUGUUUGUGUUUGGUGCCCCAAUGGAAGGGUACCAAAAACUGAUAAAUCACUAACUUUUUUUUUUUGGCACCGUAACUGAAUUAGGUAGCCCGCCCAACAGCUGGGUCCCAAAAAAAAAGUGUUACCAUAUGGAUAAAUAUAUUUUUGAAUAAUUUUGGUAAUAGCAACAUUUUUGGCACCUUGCUUGAUACACAGUAGGUACCAAACGUGGUCCCAGUUAUUUUGGUCCCCCCCACACAACUGCAGGGUUCCAAAAAGUAGAAUAAAAUAAACUAUUUUGUUUAUUAUCACCACUUAUGGGGCUGCAAAUGCUAACUUUUUGGUACCUUUCUCCUGCCCUUGCUAUACCAGUGAAAGGUUACCAAAAAGUAAUACUUAUUAUUUUCCCUUUCAACAUUCAACCAAAGGAUGCCAAAAAGUGGUAUCAUACGGAUAAACCAGGGGUGUCCAAAGCAGUUUGGGGUUCAUUGGCCUGCGACACAUAAUAAAAACAAAAUAAACACAUUUAGAAUUAGAUUACUACACGAAAAAACAAAACAUUUGCGCGUGAACACUGAAAUAAGCAAGAGAAACCUAAAUGCUAACGUUAGCGUGCUAACAGAAUGCGCCAAGCACCGAGUUAUAUGAUUAUAACGUGUACGCAUGCAAAUUUAUUUAAAAAAAAAAUUAACAUGCUAACAGUUAGCGUGUAUAUAGUACCAAAUAGAACGACUCUGAGGUGAAAAAAAGUUAGCAUGGUAAUGUUAGCAUGCUAACAGUUCGCAUGUGUCAAGUACCAAGUUAUAUGACUCUGAGGUGUUUGGCUGCAAAAUUUGCUAAACAAGUUAGCAUGCAAGUUAGUAAUGCUUCCUGAGGCUGAGCCAAUCAGUGGCCAGGAUACUGAACAGCAUUGGCUAAUUGUAUUGGUCUUGUCUAGUUUCCAAUACUUCUUUAGUAUUGGUAUUUUUGGUUCAUUUAGCCAUUUUUAUGAUUUAAAAUGCUUAAUUUAAGGCAGAAUUACAUAGAAUAUUACUUGUUACCAAUAACACAAAGCUAAGAUAUGGAUGUUGUGUUCAAAAAGUUGAGCAUAUAUUGACUGACCUACAUUGUUUUGGUUUGAAUAAUUUUAAUGUACAAAACGUAUCAAAGUGGCCCCCGCAGACUUCAAGUUUUAUUUACGUGGCCCUCCCUGGAGAAAGUUUGGACACCCCUCGGAUAAACCGUUUUGGUUCUCUUCUCAACUUAUAAAGUAUAUGCUAACAAAAAGUGGUACAUGAUAGUAUUUUAGUUCCCACAUUCAACCAAAGGUUUCCAAAAAGUGGUAUCACACGGAUAAACUGUUUUGGUACUCAACGUGUUACAAUGGAAACACACACUUUUAGGUCCCUCACCACUUAGCUUGGCAUCCCAAAAAGUGGUAUCACCACUAUCCCUAUCAGAAAGUUGCUAAAACAUGCAUUCCAUAGCAGGUAUUUUAGCAACAUUCGAUGAUGAAAACACAAACCUUUGCAUACCCCGAAGAAUAUGGGUGCCAAAAAAUUGGAUCAUGCAUCAGUUUUGGCAAUCAUCUCAAUUUUUAAUGAUGUAAACGCAAACCUUUAAGCGCUUAUCCUUAUGUCUCGUGCCAGAACAGAAAGGUGCCAAAAUGUUUCCAUUCCGGAUAACUUGUUUUGGCGACAUUUGAAUAUGCAAACUCAAACAUUCCUGAGAAUAAGGGUGCCAAAAAAUGGAUCAAUUAAUUUUGGCAAUCAUUUCAACUUUUGAUGAUGGAAACACAAACUUUUUGGCACACUAUUCCCGUACUUGGUUCCGUAGAGAAAGAUGCCAAAAUAGAUACAUUCCAAAUCAGUUGUUUUAUUAUUAUUUUAAAUUGAUACGCAAACCUUCCCAUACCCUGUAGAAUAAGCGUUUCUUUUUUUGGCAAUCAUCUCAACUUUAAAUGAUGGACACACAAUCCUUCCACGUUUAGUACCCUAACAGAAAUUUGCCAAAACGAACACAUUCCAGAUCAGCUAUUUUGGCGAUAUUCUAUGAAUUGAAAUGCAAACUCUACGCUACCCCGAAGACUAAGGGUGCCCAAAAAAAUUUUACAUUAUUUUUUUGGCAAUCAUCUCACUGUGUGCGAAUAAAAACACCAAACUUUAAGUACACUAUCCCCGUGCUUGGUACCCUAACAAAAAUGUGCCAACACAUACAUUCCACUUCAGUUAUUUUAGCAACAUUUGAGGAUGAAAACGCAAACCUUCCGGUACCAUUAAGAAUAGUGGGGCUAAAAAAAUGUAUCCAUUAUGUUUGGCAAUCAUCACAAUUUUUUAAAAACGUACACCUUUAAGUACUUAUACAUGUGCCUAGGAUUCUAACAGGUGCCAAAAUGUAUACAUUCCAGCUAAGUUAUGUUGGCAACAAAACAGGGUGCCAAAAAUGAAUCCACUAAUUUUGGCAAUCAUAUACAUUUUUGAUGAUGGAAAAACAAACCUUUAGGUAGACUAUCCCCGUAGCCUAACAGACUGCUGCCAAAUGAGAUACUUUCCGAAUCAGGUAUUUUAUUAACAUUCGAUGAAUUGAAACCCAAACCUUCCCGUACCCCGUAGAAUAAGGGUGCCAAAAAAUGUAUCCCUUGUUUUUGGCAAUCCUCUCAACUUUUGAUGAUGGACACACAAUCUUUUAGGUGCACUAUCCCCGUGUUUGGUACCCUAACAAAAAGCUGCCAAAACGGAUACACUACAAAUCAGCUAUUUUGGCAAAAUUUGAGCAAUUAAAACGCAAAAAUGAGGGUUGCCAAAAAAUGUAUCUUAUCAUAUCAAGUUUUGAUGAAGGAAACACAACUGGGGAGAAUAAGGAUGCUCAAAUUGUCCCAAUAUUUUUGGCAAUCAUCUCAAUGUGUGUCCAUAGAAACACACACCUUUAGGUACACUAUCUCCGUGCUUGGUACCCCAACAGAAAGGUUCCAAAACGGAUACAUUCCAAAUCAGCUAUUUUGGCAUAACUCGAUACAUUUUAAUGCAAACCCUACGGUACCCUGAAGAAUGAGGGUGCCAAAAAAAUGGGUCCAUUAUUUUUGGCAAUCAUCUCAACUUUUGACGAUGGCAACACAACCCUUCCAGUACCACGGAGAAUAAGUGUGCUCAAAAAAAAAGUCCUCAUUAUUUUUGACAAUCAUCUCAACGUGUGCCGAUAAAAACAAACCUUUAGGUAGACUAUCCCCGUAGCCUAACAGACUGCUGCCAAAUGAGAUACUUUCCGAAUCAGGUAUUUUAUUAACAUUCGAUGAAUUGAAACCCAAACCUUCCCGUACCCCGUAGAAUAAGGGUGCCAAAAAAUGUAUCCCUUGUUUUUGGCAAUCCUCUCAACUUUUGAUGAUGGACACACAAUCUUUUAGGUGCACUAUCCCCGUGUUUGGUACCCUAACAAAAAGCUGCCAAAACGGAUACACUACAAAUCAGCUAUUUUGGCAAAAUUUGAGCAAUUAAAACGCAAAAAUGAGGGUUGCCAAAAAAUGUAUCUUAUCAUAUCAAGUUUUGAUGAAGGAAACACAACUGGGGAGAAUAAGGAUGCUCAAAUUGUCCCAAUAUUUUUGGCAAUCAUCUCAAUGUGUGUCCAUAGAAACACACACCUUUAGGUACACUAUCUCCGUGCUUGGUACCCCAACAGAAAGGUUCCAAAACGGAUACAUUCCAAAUCAGCUAUUUUGGCAUAACUCGAUACAUUUUAAUGCAAACCCUACGGUACCCUGAAGAAUGAGGGUGCCAAAAAAAUGGGUCCAUUAUUUUUGGCAAUCAUCUCAACUUUUGACGAUGGCAACACAACCCUUCCAGUACCACGGAGAAUAAGUGUGCUCAAAAAAAAAGUCCUCAUUAUUUUUGACAAUCAUCUCAACGUGUGCCGAUAGAAACACACCUUUAAGUGCACUAUCCCUUUACUUGGUACCCUAACAGAAAGGUUGUGCCUAGUACCAGAACAGAAAGGUGCCAAAAUGUUCCCAUUCUGGGUAACUUAAUUUGGCGACAUUGGAUUAUGCAAAAGAAUAAGCGUGCCAAAAUUAAUUUUGGCAAUCAUCUCAACUUUUAAUAAUGAAAGCACCAACCUUUAGUGCUUGGUACCCCAACAGAAAGGUUCCAAAACAGAUGCAUUCCAAAUCAGUUAUUUUAUUGACAUUCGAUAAAUUGAAACCCAAACCUUUCCGUACCCUGUAGAAUAAGGCUGCCAAAAAAACAUAUCCAUUAUUUUUGGCAAUCAGCUCAACUUUUGAUGAUGGACACACCAUCCUUUACACUAUCCCUGUCCUUGGUACCCUAACAAAAAAGGUGCCAAAAUAGAUACAUUCCAUAUGAGUUACUGUAUUUUAGCAACAUUCGGAUGAUGAAAACGCAAACCUUCCCGUAAAACAAACACAACAUUUUCGGUAAUUAAGCACUCUUCGGUUUCCAAUUUUUUUCCCCAUUAUUUUUGGCAAUCAUCUCAAUGUGUGCCGAUAGAAACACACACCUUUAAGUCCACUAUCCCUUUGCUUGGUACCCUAGCAUAAAGGUUGUGCCUAGUAGCAGAACAGAAAGGUGCCAAAAUAAUUUGGCGACAUUCGAUUAUGCAAACCUUCCUGAGAAUAAGGGUGCCAAAAUUAAUUUUGGCAAUCAUCUCAACUUGUGAUAAUAAAAACACAAACCUUUAGGCGCAAUAUCCCCGUGCUUGGUACCCCAACAGAAAGGUGCCAAAACAAAUACAUACCAGAUCAGCUUUUUUGCCGAAAUUUGAUGAAUUGAAAUGCAAACCAAAAAAAGGAAUCCAUAAUUUUUUGGCAAUCAGCUCAACUUUUGAUGAUGGACAAACAAUCUUUUAGGUACACUAUCCCCGCCUUUGGUACCCUAACAAAAAAGGUGCCAAAAUAGAUACAUUCCAUAUCAGUUACUGUAUUUUAGCAACAUUCGGAUGAUGAAAACGCAAACCUUCCCGUAAAUCAAACAGUUAGGUGUCCACAUUUUUUCUCCAUUAUUUUUGGCAAUCAUCUCACUGUGUACCCAGAGAAACACACACUUUUAAGUCCGCUAUCCCUUUGCUUGGUACCCUAACAGAAAGGUGCCAAAACAAAUACAUACCAGAUGAGAUUUUUUGGCGAAAUUCGAUGCAAACCCUGAGGUACCCCGAAGAAUGAGUGUGCCCAAAAAAUUAAGCCAUUAUUUUUUGGAAAUUAGCGCAACUUUUGAUGAUAGACAAACAAUCCUUUUAGGUACACUAUCCCCACCUUUGGCCCCUAAACAAAAAAGGUGCCAAAAUAGAUACAUUCCAUAUCAGUUACUGUAUUUUAGCAACAUUCGGAUGAUGAAAACGCAAACCUUCCCGUAAAACAAACAGUAAGGUGUCCACAUUUUUUCCUUAUUAUUUUUGGCAAUCAUCUCAAUGUGUGCCGAUAGAAACACACACUUUUAAUUCCAGUAUCUCUUUGCUUGGUACCCUAACAGAAAGAUGCCAAAACAAAUACAUACCAAAUCAUCUUUUUUGGCAAAAUUCGAUGCAAACCCUGAGGUACCCCGAAGAAUGAGGCUGCCAAAAAAAUGGGUCCAUUAUUUUUUGGCAAUCAGCUCAACUUUUGAUGAUGGACACACAAUCCUUUAGGUACACUAUCCCCGCCUUUGGUACCCUAACAAAAAAGGUGCCAAAAUAGAUACAUUCCAUAUCAGUUACUGUAUUUUAGCAACAUUCGGAUGAUGAAAACGCAAACCUUCCCGUAAAUCAAACAGUUAGGUGUCCACAUUUUUUCUCCAUUAUUUUUGGCAAUCAUCUCACUGUGUACCCAGAGAAACACACACUUUUAAGUCCGCUAUCCCUUUGCUUGGUACCCUAACAGAAAGGUGCCAAAACAAAUACAUACCAGAUGAGAUUUUUGGGCGAAAUUCGAUGCAAACCCUGAGGUACCCCGAAGAAUGAGGCUGCCAAAAAAAUGUAUCCAUUAUUUUUUGGCAAACAGCUCAACUUUUGGUGAUGGAAAUAAAAACCUUCCAGUACCACAAAGAAAUAGGGUGCCCCCAAUUUUCCCCCCAUUAUUUUUGGCAGUCAUCUCAACGUGUGCCGAUAGAAAUGCUACACGAUCCCUGUGCUUGGUACCCCAACAUUCCAUAUCAGUUAUUUUAGCAACAUUCCCAUGAUGAAAACUGCAAACCGGAGAAUAAGGGUGACAAAAAAAAUGGUUGCAAUAUUCUCAGCGUGUGCCUAUAGAAACACAAACUUUUCGGUUACCCUAGCACUGUGUUUGGUACCCAGAAAAGGGUGCCAAAAAGUAAUAUCUGAAAACAAACAGGAAGUCGGCCAUCUUGAAACAGAGAUGGUACUUUACCGAACUCCCCCUCGGGACUUUGACCAAAUGAGCUGCGGUUAAAAUGACAGAUACUACACACGUGGGCCAUGAAAAAUCGUGAACAAAUUUUGCCUACGCCAUAAGAUGUGGGCGUAGCAUGGCGCCAAACUUUGUGGUGAAAACCGCCCUUUGCCAGCACCAAUCAAACUGUCAUUUCUGCUCUUUUGGUGAUCAGAUACAGACACUAAACUGAUGGGGGAUGAUCAAUUGCGAAAAAAAUGCUGCUUAUGACAGGAUGUGGGCGUGGCCUGGCGCGGAACAUUUGGUCUGAUAGUUAGCCACAAAACAGGAAACGUUAUAUACUUGGCUCCACCAGUUCCGAUCUUGAUUUUAAUCGGUACAAAUGACCAUGAUGUCACCCUGAAGUGCCGUACGCAUGACUAUCUUUAGUGGGCGGAGCCUGGUGGUGAAAACUGCACUUUGCCAUCAACCAUCAAACUGUCUUUACCUCACUUUAGAUCAGGGGUCCCCAAACUUUUUGACCCGGGGGCCGCAUUGGGUUAAGGAAAUUUGUCCGGGUGCUGUAUAUGUAUGUUUAUAUAUAUAUAUAUGUGUGUGUAUGUAUAUGUAUAUAUAUAUGUGUGUAUAUACUGUAUAUGUGUAUAUAUAUAUA
This is a messenger RNA of Entelurus aequoreus (snake pipefish), 9950 nucleotides long. RefSeq names its product sorting nexin 33 (gene snx33). NCBI's taxonomy places the organism in Eukaryota, Metazoa, Chordata, Actinopteri, Syngnathiformes, Syngnathidae. Gene Ontology annotation, cellular component: plasma membrane; cytoplasmic vesicle. Gene Ontology annotation, biological process: cleavage furrow formation; endosomal transport; mitotic cell cycle. The record is from RefSeq and is a predicted model, not a curated record. The transcript has 2 exons. Gene Ontology annotation, molecular function: phosphatidylinositol binding; protein binding. Bases 710 to 2392 code for a protein of 560 amino acids.